CGAACGCACCGUAAACCAAAACAAUGGCGGCGCCCGUGAGCUCGGUCUCCCACAGGCCUCAUCACAUCAUCGUGUUCGGUGCCACGGGCUUCACGGGCCGGUUUGUGGUGGAGGAGGUGGCCCGCUGCGCCGCAGAGAGAACCGGGGGCGGCUCGCUGAAAUGGGCGGUGGCCGGGAGAAGCAGACAGCGGCUGGAGGAAGUGUUGGAGCGAGCCGCGGAGAGGCUGUCUAUGCCUGAGGUGAGGACAGACACUGAAAUCAUCGUUGCUGAUGUGUCUGAUGAGGAAUCGAUGGCCGCCAUGUGUCAACAAGGUGUGGUGGUUCUCAACUGUGUGGGACCAUACAGAUUUUAUGGUGAACCUGUGGUCAAAGCUUGCGUCGAAAAUGGAGCUCACUAUGUCGACAUCUGUGGAGAGCCUCAGUUCCUGGAGCGUAUGCAGCUUGAGUAUCACACCAAGGCCUCGGACAAAGGAGUGUAUGUGAUAGGCAGCUGUGGCUUCGACUCCCUUCCAGCCGAUCUGGGGAUUCUCUACACACACAGGCAAUUCAAAGGAACACUGACAGCUGUGGAGAGCUUCCUGAAAAUUAGCAGUGGGCCUGAGGGGAUGUGUGGUCAUGACACCACUUGGCAGUCUGCUGUGCACGGCUUCGCUGACAGCGGCUCUCUCCGCCAGCUGAGGAAGAAGUUUGGCCACAAGCCGCUGCCUGUAGUGGGAGCCAAAGUCCAAAAGAGGGGUUUUGUGUUUUUCAGUAAGGAGAUCGAGCAGUACGCCAUCCCAUUCAUGGGUUCUGACCCCUCCGUUGUCAAGAGAACCCAGCGUUUCCUUUACGAUGAGGAACAACAGUUACCACUCCAGUACAGCGCCUACGUCGGGGUCGGUGGCCUCUUCUCCGUGGUCAAGUUCUUUUGUGGCGGCCUGAUCUUCUGGUUCAUGACCAAAUUCAGCCUUGGCAGGAGACUCCUCACCAGGUUUCCAUCCUUCUUCUCCUUUGGCGUGUUCAGCAAGGGUGGUCCAACCACAAAGCAGAUGGAAGACACCUGUUUCAGCCUGACGUUUUUCGGGGAGGGAUACUCAGAGGAAACCGACCCCUCGAAGGGCCGACCCAACGCUAAGAUCUGCACUCAGGUCAUUGGAGCAGAACCUGGUUAUGUAGCCACAGUGUCCGCGAUGGUACAAGCAGCGGUGACCUUGCUGAAUGAAUUGCACUCGCUUCCCAGGAGGGGGGGGGUGUACACUCCAGGAGCCGCCUUCUAUAAAACCAGUCUCAUCGACCGCCUCCAAAACCACGGCAUCAAGUUCUCAGUCAGAGACCACCAGUAGCCCUUCAACAGUAACCAGUGACCACAGUAAAUGUCGCAGCAUGUACAGAUACAGAGUAUUGUAUUUGUCCUGGUAUCGACUGGAGAUGAUGCCCGACCUUUCCUCCAGUCAACAUGACGACUUCUUACUGUUAUUGUCAUUGUGAAAUCCUUGAACCCUGCAUGUUUCCUCUUUAUGUUAGAAGGUUUGCUCUCAACUCUCUGAGAUAAUCUGCUGCUGCUUCGACAUUUAUGUCUCUACAUUUGUCCACAGUUAAGUAGUUUAAUGCUAAUGUAAAACAUUUUAAUUGUCGUUUUAUUAAAUUAUUUUGAUUAUUUUAUGAAUCAUAAACAAUAUGUACAUUUGAACUUGAAAUGUAUAAACAGAGCAAUACAUUUGAACAAGACCUGCCCAAUCCUCAGGAGGAUUCUUUGGACCAGUUUUCUUGAGCUUUGGGACCUCUAGAUCCAGCUGGUUAAAAUGGGGAUGGCUAACCAGCAGGACAUAGUGGUGGUCGUCAAAGAAGAAGGGAGUGGUGAUGAACGUAGAGUUCUCAAGCAACAUCAAGAAGAAGAAACAGGAGAAGCUUGAAUAGUACCAAAGACUGAAAGGAGCUAGAGAAAAUGUGAAAAGUGAAGGCAAAGGUUGUGCCAGUUGUUUAUAUAUAUAUAUAUCAUAAUAAAUAUACAUAUUAUAUACAUAUCUGUGUGUUCGUAAACACCUUGUCUCAUCAGAAUAAACAUUUUCCCAGUAGAGCUGCAGAGAGUCGAGGUUUAUUUUCUAAAACCUUCUCACGUUGAUUUGUGUACAAGAGACCUUAACCAGCUCCAAAGAUUACUCUCCGCCUUUACUAUACUUCACAGAGUCUCCUGC
This is a messenger RNA of Platichthys flesus (European flounder), 2174 nucleotides long. RefSeq names its product saccharopine dehydrogenase b (gene sccpdhb). Gene Ontology annotation, biological process: glycolipid biosynthetic process. The transcript is spliced from 12 exons. Bases 24 to 1322 code for a protein of 432 amino acids. The record is from RefSeq and is a predicted model, not a curated record. NCBI's taxonomy places the organism in Eukaryota, Metazoa, Chordata, Actinopteri, Pleuronectiformes, Pleuronectidae. Gene Ontology annotation, cellular component: mitochondrion; plasma membrane; lipid droplet.